AUGAAUUCCAGCGACCCCUCCGCUAUGAACAACGACGGCUCAAUCACCGAGGAAAUCGACUACGAUUUUUUUGCGAAUUUCAUGCAGGAGAACCCUACUUCAUCGAGCUCUUCUAUCGCGCCGGUAGCUUCAACACAUCCUGGCUCCAUCGAACAGGACGGCUUCAGGCAGAACGAUCCCAGCGAGUUUUAUCACGGCAACAACUGGCCAAUCUACCCUUCUGAGAGCUCCGUAGACAACAGCAACUGGUCUAACUUCCAAGACAACAUGUACACUUCUAGCGACAGCGUACCAGGACAGUCGGCCGCUGACUGGAACUUGCAAGGAGGUUACAGUCACCUAGAGGCUGGCCAACAGUAUCAGCCAGAGAAUAACGUAGCCUUCGGCUCGCCCAGCAGCUUGGGAAACGACUUUACUAGAUCAGCGCCAUCACUCACAUCCGCGACUCCUGAUACAUCGGCGGCGCACCACCCGCCUGUCACCAACCAUCGCGCACCCGUCACGCACCCCACAGUAGCGACCGGUGACGCAUCUGUUCCCCAGCAGUCCGAGAACAAGGACGCUGGAACUGGCCAGCAAGCUGCUGACGGCGCUGACGGCGCGGGCGCUGCUAAACCUAGUACACCCAAGCAUAUCCUUGACAAAGAGAAGCAAGCCCGGGCCGCGAUCAGGAAGUUGAAGGAAAAAUUCAGUAUCGAUGGGCAGAUGGGCGAGUCUAUCACCAUGGUUCGUACCAACACUGGAGUUGAGUUCAGUGGUACGAUGUGGAAGGCGCCUGCCAACGAUACGAGCAUUCCUACAACAGAAGUGGAGAUCAAGGCAUGCGUCGAUGCUCUUGACACGGCAAUGCACAACGUCGUAAACAUCCGGGAGAAGGCCGAUGUCAAGUCAUCGAACAAUCGGUGGAACUCUAAGUCCAAGUACUAUUUCCCGGAAGAAUACAAUGCAGCUGCUGGCCUGCUUGUGAAAGAGCUUAUCAAAAUCCACACCGACGGUUGGACCAAGCAGAUCUUUGACUCGAACGAGCGUGAGCAAUGUCAGCUUACCCAGUUCUACACGUUUGAAGAUCGAUUUGAAGGUCUUCGGGAACUGCUUCACUACUCCAAGACGUCUUGUCAAGAUAUCAUGAAGGGUUCCCGCUUCUAUACCAUCAUCGCCAACCCGCGCAACCUGAUCCAUCGCACGGCGACCAACAAGACUGCCAACGUCAACAAAGGCAAUCAGAUCAAGGCAGGUAAGAAGGUGAUGAAGCAAGAAAGCAGCACAACAACUUCUCCCGGCGGCGAUGACAAAAACGACAAGGCAAAACAACAGGACAGCGAGGAGGGCUCCAACAGCGAAGAGUCCACAAAGGUCAAGAAGGCCUCGAGGGGCAAGAAGCGCGCUCGCGAAGAGACCUUCGUUGCGGAGGACCCGGCGGGCCAACCGCCUCGCAAGAAAGCGCCUGUGAAGAAGCGUAGCGGCGCAUGA
Alternaria triticimaculans is the source of this 1470-nucleotide messenger RNA. RefSeq lists its product as uncharacterized. NCBI's taxonomy places the organism in Eukaryota, Fungi, Ascomycota, Dothideomycetes, Pleosporales, Pleosporaceae. The coding region runs from base 1 to 1470 and encodes 489 amino acids. The transcript has 5 exons. The record is from RefSeq and is a predicted model, not a curated record.